AUGCGCAGGGUUGUUGUUACUGGCUUGGGUGCUGUCACUCCCCUUGGAGUUGGAAUAAGACAUAUAUGGAAAAGGCUUCUGGCCGGACACAGCGGAAUCGUAUCUAUAAAAGAUAGAGACCCAAGAUUCGCUGAGCAGCCAUGUCAGAUUGCUGGAGUCGUUCCUAAGGGGCCUAGGGCCCAAGGGGGCUGGGAUGCCUCUGAAUGGGUGACCCGAGAUGACCAACGCAAAAUGGCCCUGUACUCUCAGUAUGCCUUGGCUGCUGCCCAAGAAGCACUCGAAGAUGCAAAUUGGAUGCCUACUACAGAUGAGUCUAGAGAUAUGACAGGAGUCUGCUUGGGUUCCGGGAUCGGGAACUUUGAUGAAGCAUUCAACACCUCUAUAGCAUACAAUAAUGGUGGAUAUCGAAAAGUGUCGCCACUUUUUGUUCCCAAGCUCCUUAUUAAUUUAGGAGCUGGGCAUAUAUCGAUGAAAUACGGAUUCAUGGGACCCAAUCAUUCGGUGUCAACAGCAUGUACAACAGGAGCGCACUCCAUUGGUGAUGCCUCUCGUUUCAUCGCGUAUGGUGACGCAAAUGUCAUGGUUGCUGGAGGAGCUGAAUCUUGCAUACACCCGCUAGCUAUAGGAAGUUUCGCACGGUGUCGAAGUCUUGCUACUGGCUUCAACGAGAACCCUGACAAAGCAUCCCGGCCAUUCGACAAAGAUAGACAAGGCUUUGUCGUUGCAGAAGGUGCCGCAGUUGUUGUUCUAGAGGAACUUGAACACGCCCUGUCUCGAAAUGCCCGUAUCUAUGCUGAAUUUAAAGGAUAUGGAUGCUCAGCCGACGCACAUCAUAUCACGGCUCCGCAUGAGUCUGGUAAAGGUGCUUUCUCUGCAAUGCAACGUGCACUUAAAAAUGCCGGGGUAUCGCCCAGUAAAAUAGACUACAUCAACGCCCAUGGCACGUCAACUCCAAUUGGGGAUGCAGCUGAGAAUAUGGCAAUCAAGUCACUGUUUCUUGGAUCUGAAGGUAAAGCCAAAGCAUCAGAAAUUAAUGUAAGCAGCACAAAGGGAGCUAUUGGGCAUCUGUUGGGUGGCGCAGGGGCGAUAGAGGCCGCUUUCUCAAUUCUAGCUAUUGAUAAGGGUAUCAUGCCACCCACAAUCAACUUGGAUAAUGUAACCGACGAAUUCGACUGCAAUUAUGUCCCCAACCACGCACAGGAAAAGAAAGUCGAAGUUGCACUUACCAACAGUUUUGGAUUUGGGGGAACAAAUAGCAGCCUUUGCUUUGCCAAAUAUUAG
This is a messenger RNA of Nannizzia gypsea CBS 118893, 1281 nucleotides long. RefSeq names its product 3-oxoacyl-[acyl-carrier-protein] synthase 2. Gene Ontology annotation, molecular function: 3-oxoacyl-[acyl-carrier-protein] synthase activity. The record is from RefSeq and is a predicted model, not a curated record. Gene Ontology annotation, biological process: fatty acid biosynthetic process. The transcript has 8 exons. The coding region runs from base 1 to 1281 and encodes 426 amino acids. Lineage: Eukaryota; Fungi; Ascomycota; Eurotiomycetes; Onygenales; Arthrodermataceae.